Messenger RNA from Lycium ferocissimum, 694 nucleotides. RefSeq lists its product as uncharacterized. The record is from RefSeq and is a predicted model, not a curated record. Lineage: Eukaryota; Viridiplantae; Streptophyta; Magnoliopsida; Solanales; Solanaceae. The transcript has 2 exons. Bases 139 to 528 code for a protein of 129 amino acids.
AAAUACUCCAGCCUAAACAGCUACUAUAAAUGUGGCAUUUAGUUCCCUCGACAACUCUACUACUAGUGAUCUAGAGUAGAAAAAGGUUACAGAACACCUUUUCCGUAGGAAGCAAAAAAUCAAACCAAACAAAGAAACAUGAUUUCCUCCAAACACUCCUUUCUGAUCACGGUAACAAUCACGGUGGCGCUGCUAUCAGCAACCACCACAACCGCCAAACUGCCAUGUGCUCAAAAUUUAGCCCAAGUAAAACAAUGUUCAAAGAAACCAUCAAAAUCUUGUUGUAAGGCACUUAAAGCAGUAACUAAACAUCUUGAUUGUCUUUGCCAACUUUAUGAAAAACCCACUGUGUUACCUAAUCUUGGUAAUAAUGUUAAUAAAGCUCUUGGUCCUCUUCUGGAAUCCUGUAAGAUCCGUGGUGAUGUUACCGCUUGUAAAGCUGCAAAAGAUACAAGUGGAGUGAGCAGGGUCGCAUGGACUGGAAUGUCAAGCUUACUCGUGCUCUUUGCUUCUUUCGUGCUUGCUUAGUUAAGUGUUGGGGAAAUGUUGAUGAAUUUCUUUACUUCAGUAUCAUUUAGGGAAUUGGCAGAUUGCAUACUUGUAUUCUGUGAAGUUUGCAUUGUAUUAUAUGCUGAGAUGAACUAAAUUGAUGUAUGAGUAUGAGGAGAUAUUUUAAUGUUUCACGAUUUGCAUA